GCAAAUACAGAAUAACUACAACAUCUAUAAACUUGAUUCAAUUCAAUUCAAUUCAAUUUAGUUUGUCGAAAGAGAGAUCCAAGAAUUUAUUCGUUCACAACGAGAAAUAAAAAUCUGUUGAAUCAGAGGAUAAUAAGCAAGUAAACGAUUAAAAUGACGGAAGCUACGCAUACAAAAUUGAUGGAUACGGAGAGGGGAGGAGAGAAUACACAAUAUGAAUCCCAGAAUACAUUUACGCAGUCGCCUGCUAAAGAUCAGGGUACCUUUGGAGACUCGACAGGACCCACUGAAGCCACCCUUCAAAAAGCCGCAGAACAUAAAGCGCGUGGCGAGCGAACGGCGGAGAAUAUUAGGUAUGGAGAGGCGAUUAGUGAGCAUGGGUUUGGAGGGGAGACGGUGGGGAAUAGUAUGGGAGUUGGGGACGGAGAGAAUAAGGAGGAGACGGAGGAGACGAGGAGAAAGAUGGGUUAUGGAGGGGGGAAUGAGGUUGGUGGUUGAUGGAGAGAGUGUGUGAUGUGGAAGAGAAGGGAGAGUGGAGAGGGGAGAGUGGAAGGGAAGAUAUUUACUAGAACUAUGGAGAUUUCGUUUCAAGUUUUAUGGUGUUUGGUUGGAAUUAGAUGAGA
Botrytis porri is the source of this 623-nucleotide messenger RNA. RefSeq lists its product as uncharacterized. The record is from RefSeq and is a predicted model, not a curated record. NCBI's taxonomy places the organism in Eukaryota, Fungi, Ascomycota, Leotiomycetes, Helotiales, Sclerotiniaceae. The transcript is spliced from 3 exons. The coding region runs from base 154 to 498 and encodes 114 amino acids.